UUCACAUACUGGUGAGUCUUGAGUCUGUCAACGGCCCAAAAGUUAACGCCUUUUGUUUUUGUUUUUGGCUUCUUCAGCCGAAGGCCAGCAAAUUCUACUCUUUGUUCUCACUUCUUUCUCUUUGACCCAUUGCCCAACUCCAUUCCAUUUCACAACUGGGUUUUCCUUUUCCUUUUCCUUUUCCUUUUCUGUUUGUCAGUUUCAACAUUUUAUUCUUUUGUUUUUUGUUAAUAUUUGUAUUAUCUGUGAGUGGUGGCAAAUUGAGAGCAACAGGUACCGUUAAAGUAAACUCUUACUUUCUUUUUGGGGUUCCUCAAAAUCCAUUUUUAUUUUUGGCUUUUGGGUUACAGAGAGGGAACACUCUUCUCUGAAAAGCUCUCUCCUUUUCUUGUAUUUCUAGUCUUCUUCCAGUCUCUAGUUUGGGAGUGCUAGGGUUUUUGGUUUGCUUUGGUCUGAAUUGGGAAGUUAUGGUGAGAAAACAUGGAUGGCAACUACCUGCUCACACCUUCCAGGUUGUCGCUAUUACCGUAUUCUGCUUGUUAGUGGUUGCGUUCUAUGCUUUCUUUGCGCCUUUCCUUGGAGGCCGUAUCUGGGAAUAUGUUUUGAUUGGAAGUUACUCUCCAGUGGCACUGCUUGUCUUCAUUCUUUACGUUCGAUGCACUGCAAUAAAUCCCGCAGAUCCUGGCAUUAUGUCCAAGUUUGACAAUGGAGCAACAAAUAGUAUCAAUCCAAAUCAUAGGUUAUCAGCAAAAGACUUGCCUAGAAAAUUUGAUGAAGCCACCACUGGGCAUUCUUCUCCAUCAUCAGUUUCCAGAAGUUCUUUAGCAGGAGCUAACUCUAGUAGGAAAGGCUCAGUAGGAGAACUAGGGGGUGUAAAUAUUGUAGCAGAACCCACAACCAGGAAAUGUUGCAUAGGUGGAAUCUUCUGUGCAUUGUUUGUACACGAAGACUGUCGCAAACAACAGGAAGGUGCAGCUGAGAGUCAAGGUGGUGAAGAUGCUUUGUUCUGCACAUUGUGCAAUGCUGAGGUCCGCAAGUUCAGCAAGCACUGUAGAAGUUGUGAUAAGUGUGUGGAUGGCUUUGAUCACCACUGUCGGUGGCUUAACAAUUGCGUGGGACACAAAAAUUAUGUGACUUUUAUCUGUUUGAUGGCCACCAGUCUUGUUUGGCUUGUCAUUGAAGCUGGAGUUGGUAUUGCUGUCCUUGUGCGUUGCUUUGUUAAUAAGAGAAGCAUGGAGGCAGAAAUUAUUGAUAGACUUGGAAAUGGUUUCACUCGUCCCCCGUUUGCAACAGUUGUGACUGUAUGUACAGCAGUUUCUGUGCUGGCAUGUGUUCCGCUUUGUGAACUAUUCUUCUUCCACAUGAUACUAAUUAGGAAGGGUAUUACAACCUAUGAAUAUGUUGUGGCAAUGCGAGUCAUGAGUGAGGAACGUGGACAAUAUGUAGAUGAGGCUUUCAAUAAUUUUGCGAACUCUUUUCGGAACUCCCCAACAGGAUCUGCUACAACUGGCUUGAGUGGUGGGAGUUCUUUAGGUCUGCAAUACAAGGGUGCAUGGUGUACCCCUCCAAGAGUAUUUGUGGAUUAUCAGGAUGAAGUUGUACCACAUUUGGAGCCUGGAAUGGUCCCAUCAACUAUUGAUCCGGAUGCAACUGGAAUUACAGAAAGAGAGCAGAAAGGUCCUAAAAGGCCUGUUCGCAUUAGUGCUUGGCAGCUUGCAAAGUUGGAUUCCAGUGAGGCCAUGAGAGCAGCAGCCAAAGCCAGGGCAUCAUCCUCUGUACUACGACCACUUGAUAAACCUGACCUUGAACUUAGCUCAAGUGGCAAUAUGAGUGUGAGAAGUAGUGUAAGCACUGACACAGGGGCAAAUAAAGAGAUUAAGAACGAGUUGAGGUUGUCAAGAAAUUCCUUUGCUCCAAGUCAAGGUAGCCGAGAUGAGUAUGAAACUGGAACUCAAAGCAUAAGUAGCUUCAGUAGUCCAAGCCAUGUUCAUGAAGCGGUCACACUUAGCCCUCUACCACAGGGAGGUCUGGGACGUUUUAGUGCAGCCGCUUCAGUCCCCAGCUUAGUUCCUGACCGUCCAUUAACUUCCAAAGCAACAUUGCCUAAUGUCAGCUUGGGAUUUGAUGAAAAGAUUAUGUCGAGGGGAGGUACUACUGAUCCUUUGCUGCUGUCAGCUCCAGCUUCUUCUCUUUUCAGAGAUGUCAGAAGGACAUCCGUUGUUUGGGACCAAGAAGCAGGGAGGUAUGUCUCAGUUCCUGUAUCAGCUUCUGAAGCUCGAAACAGGUUAUCCACACAAACAGGUUUUCCAAAUCCUAAUGCAGAAACAAGCAGUUAUAGUAGAAGGCCAGUUAUUCCGCCACAGGAACCUUCAUCUUCUGCAGUGAAGACUCCAGUGCAACAAACAGAAAAACUGAUGUACACAGGGGAUUCUAUAUUCUUUGGCGGCCCGCUGUUGAGUGCACCAGUUAGGGAAAAUUUGAAAAAUGAAAGGGAUUUGGGUUCAAGAGAGGGCCAAGAGAGGGUGGGACUGAACUUGCCUAGGGAGUCUAGAUUCAGACGAGAUUCUGCCUCGAACCAGCUUCCUGUGUUUGUCCCAGGGGGUUUUGAGAACAACCCUUCUUUUGGUUCUGGUUUGAAGUAGUGUUACAUUUAUGGGCUGAAAGUUCUGACAAAUGCAUGUAAAUUUCAUCCUCCUCUUGCCAGGAUUGUGUAUUGGAGGAAUAUGCAAGUCUGAAACCAAUGAUGGGAGCUAAGCUUGAUCCCUUCGACCUGACUGCUUGAAAUUGUUACAAACAGAGUUCUCUUACAGGGUUGGAGCAGUUUCUUUGAUGAAAUUCCGAUUUAACGCACCGGCAUUAGCUGAGGUUUGUAAAUGAGGCGAUCUUAAGAAGUGUUUCUUGCGCUUUCUUGACAUUGUAGCCAAAGGAUUUGUCUAACAGAGCUCCAUUUAUACUCCGAAUAUUUUUUUUAUUAGCAAGGUAUCUUCCCACUAUUGAGCUGGAACAUGUAAAUCUAUCUUUUUAGAUUUAUCCCAUUUUUACUUCCUCAUCCUCAUUUGCUAUCGAACUUUGUUGAUGUUAUCAAAUCUCCAAAUCCCAUUGUUUUGGUUGCUUUGCUUUUA
Messenger RNA from Prunus persica (peach), 3122 nucleotides. RefSeq names its product probable protein S-acyltransferase 19. The record is from RefSeq and is a predicted model, not a curated record. The coding region runs from base 468 to 2642 and encodes 724 amino acids. The transcript is spliced from 9 exons. Gene Ontology annotation, biological process: protein targeting to membrane; peptidyl-L-cysteine S-palmitoylation. Gene Ontology annotation, cellular component: Golgi apparatus; endoplasmic reticulum. Gene Ontology annotation, molecular function: protein-cysteine S-palmitoyltransferase activity. NCBI's taxonomy places the organism in Eukaryota, Viridiplantae, Streptophyta, Magnoliopsida, Rosales, Rosaceae.